This is a messenger RNA of Peniophora sp. CBMAI 1063, 576 nucleotides long. The record is from the annotation of a GenBank genome assembly. NCBI's taxonomy places the organism in Eukaryota, Fungi, Basidiomycota, Agaricomycetes, Russulales, Peniophoraceae.
AUGAAGCUCUCCGCUGCAUUCUCUGCCCUCGCGCUCGCUCUGACCGCGCGUGCUGCGCCAUCUGCCGACUACGACCGUUGCACCGUCGCUCGUGCUCAGGCGGACGGUCUUCGCGACGACUACCAGCCUUGGAUCGAGCAGCUCUUCUCACCCUGCGUCGGUCCUGCCAGCAACUUCUGGUCCACCAAGACGUGCAUCGCGGCCGCGAUUGCGAUGGGCCCUCGUACCAUCGUUGACUUUGCUACGUGCGACAAGGCUAGCACCCCUGACCAGGCUUCUCAGCCCGACCUCGACGAGAGCCUCUACGGCGAGAUCGGCGACAUCACGCCGCAGAAGUUGCUCGACCUCGUCUACGGCGAGCUUUCCGCCAUCAACGCUUCCAUUUGGCCCGAGAGCGGCGAUGAGAUCCUCGAGGAUGUCAUUGGCCCCGUCUUCACCUGGGCUGGCGAGUCGCCCAUCUCGUAUGAGCGCUUCAACAAGUGGCUCCACGACUCAGGUUACAUCAGCAUCAUCACCGACGACGAGCAUACCAGCGGCAAGACCUACUACUACGAUCACGAGGAUGACAAGCCCUAA